Toxotes jaculatrix (banded archerfish) is the source of this 1488-nucleotide messenger RNA. It is a transcript of the gene slc38a11, whose product is annotated as solute carrier family 38 member 11. Bases 1 to 1488 code for a protein of 495 amino acids. Gene Ontology annotation, biological process: amino acid transmembrane transport. Gene Ontology annotation, molecular function: amino acid transmembrane transporter activity. NCBI's taxonomy places the organism in Eukaryota, Metazoa, Chordata, Actinopteri, Toxotidae. The record is from RefSeq and is a predicted model, not a curated record. The transcript is spliced from 14 exons.
AUGUUUGACGCUUGUCCCGGCGCAGAACUGGUCAUUUCCACGAUUUCAACAGGAAAGCCCAAAGAGGGUGAGAGGUGCAGGAUAUCUCCAGCCCCUUCCUUAUUCUUUAAUCGUUUCCGUGCCAGCACCAAGGGAGACAAGAGGAACCAAAUCAGCGACCUGCACAUGCUCAAUAUGGCUCAGCAGCUGAACACUGAAGAAGGGACCACAUUAAUUCCUCCGCAAAAAGUUGCUGGAGAAUCAAGAAGUUCAAUGAUAUCAGCGUCCUUCAAUUUUAUCAAUUCCAUCAUAGGAUCGGGAAUCAUAGGUUUACCAUUUGCACUGAGCCAGGCAGGGCUCCCCUUUGGCCUCCUGCUUUUGAUAGUUGUUGCGUUCAUCACAGACUACUCAAUCAUCUUAUUAAUUAAAGGAGGCAACCUGUCAGGGACAAACAGUUAUCAGUCACUUGUGCAAAGCACAUUUGGUUUCCCUGGAUUUCUGAUUUUAUCUGGACUGCAGUUCCUUUAUCCUUUCAUUGCUAUGAUUAGCUACAACAUCACAACUGGUGACACACUUACCAAAGUAUUUCAGAGAAUACCAGGAGUUGGUCCAGAUCAUAUACUCGCAGAGCGUCACUUUGUGAUCCUGCUCUCAACGGUUGCAUUCACACUGCCUCUCUCACUUUAUCGAAACAUAGAGAAACUUGGGAAGGUGUCCUUCCUGUCAAUGGUGCUGACACUUACCAUCCUCAUCAUUGUAAUCAUCAGAGCAGCUACCUUUGGACCCCAAAUCCUCCCUACAGAGAAUGCAUGGGCAUUUGCAAAGUGGAAUGCAAUUCAGGCAGUCGGUGUAAUGUCCUUUGCCUUUAUAUGCCACCACAACAGCUUUCUUAUCUAUGGUUCCCUGGAGCAGUCCACACUAGCAAACUGGUCGCGAGUCACCCAUGUCUCGGUCGGUUCUGCGCUAAUAAUCAGUGCAGUAUUUGCUGUUGCUGGCUAUACCACCUUCACCGGCUACACACAAGGAGACAUAUUUGAGAACUACUGCAGAAAUGAUAACCUGGCAACAUUUGGUCGCUUCUGUUUUGGCCUCAGCAUAAUAACCACAUUUCCACUGGAGUGUUUCGUUACACGGGAGGUGGUAUCCAAUGUCAUUUGCAGUCGGGAUCUUUCCAAAGCUGAACAUGUGGCCAUAACCUUGCUCAUAGUUGCAGUUUGCACAUCAGUGUCAUUGGCCUAUGACUGUCUCGGAGUUGUUUUGGAGCUGAAUGGUGUUCUGAGCGCCACACCUCUGAUCUUCAUCAUUCCAUCAGCGUGCUUCCUCAAACUCUCCACUGGCCGCUGGUUCCAGGGCGAAAACUUGAUACCCUCCAUACUGAUAAUUAUUGGCUUAUUUGUCAUGAUCACCGGGUUGACCAUGACUGGCCUCUACCCUCAAGACUGCUCACACGGUAUGGAGAUGUUCUACUGUGCAGAUGCCAAUAUCUCUGGCACUGUACCACCUGUAUGA